AUGAAUACCAACUCAGAAUCUUCAGCUACAUCGGACGACUCUCCCGUCUAUAACCAGUCAAACAUUACUAACGGCGAGCCCAAGCGCACUCAAUCAGUGUACUCGCGUGCUGCUUCCACACGCUCGCUCAAUGUGAUUGGAGAUGAUGACAGCGACAAGGAAGAUGGGAAAAGCAUGUUGAGUGCUAUCAUAAACAAACCAGACUUAGUUCGUCGUUUGUCUACUACCCAGGUCAGCGAAAUGGCUGUGUCUCCAGUAGGUGAAGAUGACAGUGCUCAAUACCACACCUCGCAUACUACCAACCACAGUUCUAAUUUACGCCCUCGUGACGAUACAACUGAAGAAGGAGAUGAUGAUGAUGAAAAUAGUGCCACAGAUGACCACGGUGAAGGUGACAAUUGUGAAGAAAAUACCCAAGAAAAUAGCUCCAAAAUUGACUCGGGAAUUUCUUCUUCUAACUACAGCAGCAACCAGUUUAUCUCUGCUUCAAUGACUGAUUCUGCCAUUGGAAGUGCAAUUAAAAGACAAAGGCCACAGCAAGCAGUUAUCACAAGUGCUCGUAGUGCUAGGAGUCUUCGCAGUUCUCGUAGCGUUCGCAGUGUGGCAAGCCACAAGAGCAAUGCUAGUCAGACACCUAUUGCUGACUUGUUUUCUGGAGACUACAAUUCCAAUAAGAAGAAUAGCCAAGAUGGUUCCAAUGAAAAGACUUUUUUUAAUGAAAGCGAUGAUGAAUUUUCUGAUGAAAAUACGGAAAGCGCUGGGCUAAAAAAAGGAAUGGGAAAAAUGCAAGUCUCACGAGAGUUUGGCCGCAAUGAAAUGAGUAUGUCUUCCGGAUCAAGUUUGUCUAUACCACGUCGAACUUCAAUGGAUGACAGCGAUAAGCCCUGGUAUAAGCGGCCAAUUGUAUUUAUUCUUAUUUUCCUUGCACUGGUGUUGCUUUCGUCGCUCAGUGCCAAUAUAUUUUUUGGAAUCCGCGAAGCAAGACGCCACCGUGAUGAUUUCGUUCCCUCAAUCACUGAAGACAAUAAUGAUACUGUUUCCAAGCCAAAAAACAAUAUCGCAAAAGGUCCUACUCGAGACAAACUCGGUGGAAGAGUAAUCAUUACACGUGAUGAUCCUGAAGUCAAGCGACUUUUAAAUGACCCCAAAUUACGCAAUAUUUUCUGGGGUAUUGACUACGCUCCACUUAAUGUGCAGUAUCCCAGCUGCGGAUGUCGUCAGCGUGAUGUGACAUUAGAUAUUGCUUUGCUUUCUCAGGUAACAGACCGUAUCCGUCUUUACGGUACUGACUGUCGCCAGGCCGAGUUUGUUCUUAAUGCAUUCAUGGAUCUUGAUCUUAAUAUGACAUUGUCACUAGGUGUUUGGCUUGACCGCAAUGAUGAAGGUAACAAUCGUGCAUUGGAAGAAAUGAAAAGGCUUGUCUUGCGUUAUCCGUCAAAGUAUAUUGAUUCUAUUUUAGUGGGUAAUGAAGUUUUAUUUCGACAAGAUAUGUCAGAGCACCAGCUCAUUGCACACAUCUUAGCGACUCGAAACUACCUCAAAAUGCAUAACGUCGAAAUUCCAGUGGGUACUUCAGAUAUUGGUUCUCGCUGGAACAGUCGUUUGGCAUCUGUUGUAGAUGUUUUGGCUGCCAAUAUCCAUCCAUUUUUUGGAGGGGUUCCUGUUGAAGAAUCUACGUCUUGGACAUAUCAGUUUUUGUACGAGAAGGUUUUAGCCGAUAUUGAUCAGUGGAACAAAGUGCCUGAUCAAAUACUUAUUUCUGAAGUCGGUUGGCCAUCCGGUGGUGGUCGUCUCUGGGGGUCUAUUGCUGGACUAAGUGAGCAACAGCGGUUCCUAGACGACUGGGUGUGCUCUAAAGAAGCUUCUGAGAAGAUUGGCUGGUAUUGGUUUGAAGCAUUUGAUGAGCCAUGGAAGGUGAUUUUCCACGAAGGCGAAAAUAAAUGGGAAACACAGUGGGGUUUGUUUAAUUCAAACAGGAAGCUCAAAGAUGGCUUGACUUUUCCUACGUGUGAUGAUGAUGAGAGCUCCGGUUCAGAUGCCGAUGACGAGGGUUCUAUUAAGAUUCAGAUUAGCCCAGAUGUUUUGGGCUAG
Molecule: messenger RNA, 2091 nt
Organism: Magnusiomyces paraingens
Lineage: Eukaryota; Fungi; Ascomycota; Dipodascomycetes; Dipodascales; Dipodascaceae
Exons: 3
Coding region: 1-2091 (696 amino acids)
Biological process (GO): cell wall organization
Cellular component (GO): fungal-type cell wall; extracellular region; cell surface
Molecular function (GO): glucan endo-1,3-beta-D-glucosidase activity; 1,3-beta-glucanosyltransferase activity
Source: RefSeq, a predicted model, not a curated record